UUGUGAAAUAUAGAUUAAUAUGACCACAUUUUGGGUUUGGUACCAAUAGAGCCCAGUGGGGCUAAAAGGAGUAUGUAUAACAGAAAAGACCCCAGUAUGUUUUCAGGUAAUGCACAACCUAAUGCUGCUGAACAUAAAUGUACUGGACUGCAUGUUCCUCAGCUGACUGACCAUUCAUGCACAGAGAAAGAGAGAAAGAGAGGAGCGAGACGGAAAGAAAAAAUAGGGGAGUUGAUUGAGAAAGUAAUUAAAAUCUUGCAGAUCUAGAUAACAAAUUGAGAAAGUAGUUUGUAAAAGAACGAGUUUGCUAUUAGGAAAAAUGUCAAGGAGUGCAGUGUUAUAAAACUUACAUGCACUAAACUUUUUGUCUUGACCUUUUAUCAAAUGCAUGAGGAAAUGAAUGAAUUUCGCCCGCAUAUUGGAGUUACUUUUUCUGUUGACCUUUACAACAGGUAAGAUUUCAGAUCUAUUUUCUUUUUUUUGUACAUCAUAGCAUGCUUUGCUUUUAUAUUUGGAAAUAAGUGAACGGUUAAGACGAAUGAAGAAAACAUUAACUCUAAUCCUGUUCGAACCCAAAACAUUUUAAUUCUUUAAAGUUUUAAAAACGUAGUGUUUAUAAUUGAUAUGCACAUAUAUGUUUUGUACUGAACUCUACGCUGUAUUGGAUUUCCGCUCAGUGUGAAUGAAUGGGUAUUAAUUAUUUACUGGAACAUACCUGCAAGGACACAUGAUAUUGUAAUACCAAAGCUUCUUUGUAGUACACAGGCGAUACCCAUUAAUAAACAAACUCGACUAAACCAUAAACCAAAUAUAGGCAUUAGGGCUGCGUGUUAUGGGUGUACUGUGCAUAUAGAUGAAUACAUCAACCAUGAAGGCAUGUCUGAACAUACAUUAGGCAUCUUAAAGCACACGCUUUAAUUGCACGGUCAGAUAGGUCAGGAAAUGACGCGUGUUCAUAAUAACUUAUAGAAAAGAGAACGAAGAGAGUACGAGAUAAACAUGGUUGAUGCGGAGAUGAAUGAAUGGUUUGUUACUGAUUGAUGAGUUUAUAAACCAGAGAGGCUGAAUCAGCACAAUAUUCAAAUAAGGUUGAAGGGCUGAGUCAUUGGUCAACCUGCAGUUUGCUUGGAAAAUACUACAGGGUGGACUGCAAACUUAAAAGUUAAGAUUUGAAACGUAAUAAUAUAGUUUUAUAUCUUGGAUCAAACAUGUUAUAUUGACCUAUUUCCCUCUUUUCUCCAUUUGCAUGGAGUUAUGAGGUUUAGGAAUGUUUCGAAGAGGUCUCCAGUAUCAAGGAGUCAUGGAAGAAGUGGAUUAUGUGGUCAUAAGAUAAACAACAUCUGAGGACCAUGAAGAGCACAGCUUACCCCAUCUCCAGUGCAUCGGUGCAACUUGGCACCAAUGCAACAGAUGUUGCAAGCCAAACUGUGCCACACAGCUGCAGCAUCGACGAGUCGUACAAGUAUGUUAUAUUGCCUCUGUGCUACUCUCUGACCUUCUUACUCAGCAUCAUCCUAAACUCCACGGUUCUCCUGCGUUCCUACCGUUGUAGAGGUGGACGGCAGUGGAACACCUCUCUGAUAUACAUGGUCAACCUGGCGUCUACAGAUCUGAUGUACAGCUUCUCACUUCCAUUCCUCGUGGCAAGUUAUGUGAUGCGUGACCAUUGGGUUUUUGGAGACUUCAUGUGCAGACUGGUCCGUUUUCUGUUUUACUUCAACCUUUACUGCAGUAUCUUCUUCCUUACCUGUAUAUCCGUCCAUCGCUACAUGGGCAUCUGCCAUCCGAUCCGAAGCAUCACUCUGGAGAGCAAGCGGAUGGUUAGAGCCAUUUGUACUGCUGUGUGGGUAGUAGUGUUCAUACUUACGUGCCCCAUCGUCCGAUUUGCCAAAACCGGCGAUGUUACGAGGAGGUUGGUGGAUGGGGAGGAGUCUUUGUCAACAAAUAACUCAAAUGCAGGAAAACCGGAAGUAUACAGGAACUGUUGGGAUGAUGCCAUAGACAGUGAGUUUUCCGAAUACGUGCCUUAUGGAAUCGUACUGCACCUGCUCGGUUUCUUUUUCCCUUUUACUGUCAUCGCAUGGUGUUACUCGCAGGUGGUACGUACUAUUUUUCAGACUUUGCACUCACAGCCUCGCACGCAGGAGGAAGGGGGAAUGUGCAGUGGGGCCGAAGGAGUCAAAGACAGGACGUCCGUCUCCAUCUCCGGCUCCCAGAAUGCUCCGCACAUCAGCAGGCGGCGCAAGUCCAUCAAAACCAUCAUCACUAUCACGCUCCUGUUUGCGUUGUGCUUUCUGCCCUUUCAUAUUACACGCACGCUCUUCCUCGUCCUAAAGGAAACGAAGGCUGUCGAGUGCCGGACCAUGCAAAUGGUCUCCAUUUGCUACAAGAUUACUCGCCCCCUGGCGUCCUGCAAUUCGUGGCUCAAUGCCCUCCUUUAUUUCUUAACAGGAGACAAAAGCUUAGCCUGCUGCAGACAGACCAGCGCUGGUCAUAACACCCACCUGCUCUGGCCUUUAAAGAUUCUUGGAGGACAAAAAGAGGCAGAAGACCCAGAACAGCACAAUCAACAAAAAGCAGAUGAAGGGCAUGAGAGUGACUCAAAAUCCUCAGGAAUGGCAUAGAUGGACGGGAACGCAGGGAAGAAAGUGUAAAGGGGACCGUCCUAUUUUUAAUGCUCUG
Misgurnus anguillicaudatus (oriental weatherfish) is the source of this 2682-nucleotide messenger RNA. Its product is annotated as P2Y purinoceptor 3. Gene Ontology annotation, biological process: G protein-coupled receptor signaling pathway. Gene Ontology annotation, molecular function: G protein-coupled receptor activity; oxysterol binding. Gene Ontology annotation, cellular component: membrane. The record is from RefSeq and is a predicted model, not a curated record. NCBI's taxonomy places the organism in Eukaryota, Metazoa, Chordata, Actinopteri, Cypriniformes, Cobitidae.